AUGCCAUCCAACUGCCCAACCACCUCUGCCAAGCGCGACGAUGACGCGUCGAAAAACGUGACAGAACUGAUCCACCAGCGGUUUCAAAGUAGCCCCAAAGAUGAUUGGGGACGAUUGUUAGAGUGCUGGGGCUAUGAUGACUGUGGAGAUUGUCAUCGGAGUGAAGGCCAUUGCGGGUGGUGUGCGAUUUCCUCGACGUGCCUUCCGUUACCUACGGAUGCUUUGUCAAAAGCUUUCCCUCUCCUUUCACCCAUUCGCUACGACUCGAUAUGCGCUUUGCCGUCAGAGCGCUUUGAGCUGCGUACCUCGGGGUUAGGCUGUCAAGUAUCCACGAUCACUUUCUUGACAUCAAUCGUAACGAUAUUCUGUACACUCUUUGGCGUUCUAGUACUUUAUAGUCUCGCAAAAUGUAUCAAGUGGGUUGGGCUGGGUGCGAAGGCGAGUAGAGGCGGCCACGCGCUCUAUGAGGAUGGAACUGAAGAGGUAUGGGUCAGAAGAAGUGAAAGUUGGGGGAAGUGGUGGCGAAGGGUGAACGGCGAGCAGAAAGAAUUCGAGGUCGAAGAGGUGGACGAAGGGACGCGUAAGAGAGGCUAUUUUUGGUGGAAUACGAGGGACGCAGAGAGGAGACCAUUGCUUGAGUGA
Messenger RNA from Alternaria rosae, 642 nucleotides. RefSeq lists its product as uncharacterized. Bases 1 to 642 code for a protein of 213 amino acids. The record is from RefSeq and is a predicted model, not a curated record. The transcript has 2 exons. NCBI's taxonomy places the organism in Eukaryota, Fungi, Ascomycota, Dothideomycetes, Pleosporales, Pleosporaceae.